AUGUUUAUGCUUUAUAAGGCUGUCUUAUGUGAAAAUGAGAAUCAUGCUCAAGCCAUUUACUGCGAUGACAUGAUCUUCUUGGAGGAGGCUGAUAAGGUUUACCCUUUCAUUUGUGGAAAGAAGACAUCAUUUGGAAGAUUGGUGGAUUUGUGA
Molecule: messenger RNA, 153 nt
Organism: Ilex paraguariensis (yerba mate)
Lineage: Eukaryota; Viridiplantae; Streptophyta; Magnoliopsida; Aquifoliales; Aquifoliaceae
Source: the annotation of a GenBank genome assembly